Molecule: messenger RNA, 2247 nt
Organism: Owenia fusiformis
Lineage: Eukaryota; Metazoa; Annelida; Polychaeta; Sabellida; Oweniidae
Source: the annotation of a GenBank genome assembly
AUUUAAUUGAAAAAGAAAAUGCGAAAAGAGUGGAUAUUUCUUAUACUAAUGGGAUGUAUUAUCUCAAUAGUAAUACUCUUUCAUUUAAGUAAAUAUAGCACAACAAUUCAGCACCAUUGGAGAGCACAUAUUCCAAGGAGAACUAAUACCGCUAUGGCAAGCAAUAUGUCAAUUGCAAACAACCUACAACCACAAGCACCACACAACAUUGACUUCAUUCAGAGAAACAAGGAACUUAUUGACAAAAUCAGCAAGAAUUCGAGACACAACAUUCCAAGAAACAACAAACUUAUUGACAAAAUCAGCAAGACUUUAAUAAGCAACAUUACAAGAAACAAGGAACUUAUUGACAAAAUCAGCAAGACUUCGAGACACAACAUUCCAAGAAACAACAAACUUAUUGACAAAAUCAGCAACACUUUAAUAAGCAACAUUACAAGAAACAAGGAACUUAUUGACAAAAUCAGCAAGACUUUAAUAAGCAACAUUACAAGAAACAAUGAAUUUAUUUACAAAAUCAGCAAGACCUCAAUACGCAACAUUACGAGAAACAACAAACUUAUUGACAAAAUCAGCAAGACUUUAAUACACAACAUUAUGGGAAACAAUGAACUUAUUGACAAACUCAUCAAGACUUCAAGACGCAACAUUCCGAGAAACGACGAAAGAGACAUAACCAACAAUCAACUCCCUAUGACAUAUAAUGAUAGUAGAGUAAAGAUAUCACAGCAAAGGAACAGCCUACCCCCUGAGCUGGUAGAAGUCAAAGCAAGAGCACAGAUGAUCGCAAACAAUAAAGUUGUCGUUGCAAUCACUAUGGUUAACAUGGGAUACCUAUCACUAACCUAUAGCUGGCUAUGUAACACAGUCAAUAUGAACGUACAUGAUAAUGUCCUUAUUGUAGCUACAGAUAGGAGAACUUAUGAAAAACUCCAGCAAGACUGGCCAAAUGUUGCCUCUGUCUUAUACCCACUAAAUGAAGACCAGGGGUCAAACUUAAAUUACAAUGCUCUUAACUAUGUCAAGUACAUGUUAAAUAGGUCCAACUUAUUGCUAGCUUUGUUGGGCUUCAACAUACCAUUGUUAUUGUUUGAAGUUGAUGCUGUGUGGUUUGCAUCACCGUUUCCACUAAUUCAUAGUCUCUCUUACUAUGAUCUAGUAGGAGCAAAAAUUGCAACCACAGAACAAAUGGCUGGAGGUUUUCUUUUCAUGCAACCCACUAGAGACACAUUAAAUGUAUUUACGACCGUCUCAAAUGAAUUACAGAUAUAUCUGGAUAGAUAUAAAUUCUAUAAGGGUGAUAGACAACUCCCCUAUGAGAUCAAUGAACAAACACUUUUAAAUGGAAAUCUGAAAUAUGAAAAUGGAAGGCCAAGACUUAAUUAUAAAAUCUUAGACCUUAGCAUUGUGGCUGAUGGACAGUGGUAUAAAAAAAGAGGUAAACAAUCAAUACCAUUAGUUUUAAAUAACAAUUGGAUUAUAGGUAAAGAAGCAAAGAUAAAGAGAGCGAAAAAAUUUCACCAUUGGUUUAUUGAUGAUAACAACAACUGUGAUUGGGAAGAGGUUCAAAAUAUAAUGAAGUUAGGGAAAAAUUUUCAUUGAGAAUGUCAAAGUUAUUGAAAGUGAAUGUAAAACCUUUAUCCCAUACUUAGUAGUGUUAUAGGUAAAUAACAUGUGGGGAUAUAAUCGAUAUCUGAAGUGAGCGGGUGAUAUAAUAUAUCUCCCGCUGAGGUCAGUGGGAGAUAUAUUUUUGUGAAUCCACACCCAGUUGAAUUAAGUUGAUUCACUGAGCCCACUGUGGCUUAUGUAUGAUGUUAUGAUACUUGUGAAAUACUGCCAUGAGUGUUGCUACUAGCUAUAGGGCAGAUAGGGCUUAUUUUGAUAGGCUCAUUGUAGCUAUAAAUUCUUGAUUGGAAUUUAUGGAUUCAAUUUUGGAAGAUGAGCCUAAAACCUAACGAUAAGGCGAAAUUGUAUAACAGAUUGAAAGGAAUAAAGCAAAAUAGAUGAAACAUAACUCUAUCAAUUUUAAUAUACAAAUGAAAUCUUACCUCCAUUUUCGAAGAGUAUGCAUGAGACCUGUGUAGCCUAGCGCAGAUGCCAUAUGUAGAAUAGUUAGACCUUUCUCUGCAGUCAUAUGAACCGUGCUGUUUUUCUGCCAUGUACAUUGGAUAAAUGAGUCGAUAUAACACAUCAACUUUUCCUCGAAAUGAUCAUGAGGUUGACUGAUCAGUUUGUCAUGCUGCAAAA